AUGUCACUAGCUAGAACGACUUUAGCUCCUUUGACGAAACGAGCGAUCUUCUCAAUUCUGAGUCGUUCAUUUAGCGGGGCUCAAGAAGCUGACAUAGUCGUCAUUGGUGCAGGUCCAGGUGGCUAUGUGGCUGCAAUUAAAGCUGCUCAGCUUGGAAUGAAG
This is a messenger RNA of Cooperia oncophora, 162 nucleotides long. The record is from the annotation of a GenBank genome assembly. NCBI's taxonomy places the organism in Eukaryota, Metazoa, Nematoda, Chromadorea, Rhabditida, Trichostrongylidae.